UCCUUCGACGCAAAGGGUUAAUCAGCCGGGCGCGCGAGGGGGGCGGAGCCCGAGCCUUCCCGGGAAUAAGGCGCCUCCGCCCGGCCGCUCGCCUCCCUUUUCCGCGGAGCGCUGCGCUGGAGGUGCCGAGGCGGCGGUGGCGGCGGGGAGCGGAGCCUAGCCCAGCCCCCGGGAUGAAGCCGCCUUCCCUCCGGCCGCUCUGGCCCCAGGAGCCGAGGGUGGCGGCGGGACGGCGAGCCGCCAGGGAGACGGGCGGCCAGACAUGAUCCCCCAGACUCGCGGCGCCCAGACUCGCCCGCGAUGCCCGCCUCCCGCGCCGUCUGCUAGGCAGCCUCGGGACCCGGACUGACUGCCCGAGAGGAGAACCCCGGAGAGGAGAGCGCCUUUCCCCGCCGCCUCCCUCCCUCCGUCCCUCUCCUCUCCCCCUCCCCUUUCUUUUGGGGUUUUUUUCCUGCCUGGCACCAUGCGGCUUCGACUGGGACCCACCCUGGACGGCUUGGCUCCCACAUUCCUGCUCCUCUUGGCUUUGCCCCUGGGAGCGCCCACAUGCCCAAUGCUUUGCACCUGCUACUUUUCUCCACCCACAGUCAGCUGCCAGGCCAAUAACUUCUCCUCUGUGCCACGGGUCCUGCCACCCAAUGCCCAGCGCCUCUUCCUGCAGAACAAUCUGAUUGGGAACUUGAGGCCUGGAAUGUUUGGGCCAAGUCUCACCACGCUGUGGCUCUACUCCAACAACAUCUCCUCUAUCCAGCCCGGCACCUUCCGCCACCUCCAGGCUCUCGAAGAGUUGGACUUGGGGGACAACCGUAAUCUGCGCACUCUUGACCCAGGGACUUUCCGGGGACUGGAGCGGCUGCAAUCUCUGCACCUUUACCGUUGUCAGCUAAGCAGCCUUCCAACCACAAUCUUCCGCAAUCUUUUCAGCCUCCAAUACCUCUAUCUCCAGGAGAACAAUCUGCUUUGUCUGCAGGAUGACCUUUUUGUGGACUUGGCUAACCUGAGCCAUCUUUUCCUGCACGGCAACAAGAUUUGGCAGCUCUCAGAGAAUGUUUUCCGGGGCCUGUCUGGAUUAGACCGCCUGUUGCUGCACAGGAACCGCCUGCGCGCCAUUCCAACUUGGGCCUUCCGGGACCUGGGCAAGCUCACCAUUCUGUACUUGUUCAACAACAGCCUGACAACCCUCCCAGGAGAAACUCUCUCGGACUUGCCCUCCCUGGAGUUCCUGCGCCUCAACAACAACCCGUGGGCUUGUGACUGUCAUGCCCGCUCCCUCUGGGCUUGGUUCAGGCGCACGCGAGUCUCCACCUCAGAUGUCAUAUGUUCAUCCCCUGCUGAACUCAAGGGGCGUGACUUGCGUCAUCUCAGUGAAGCUGUCUUUCAGGGCUGCCCUCUUGUCAGUCACCACCAAGUUGGGCUUGACUGGGGCUGUAGGCCAGAGUGGGAAAAUGGAGUGGCUCAUCCCCCUCCCCACCCUAGGCCCCACCCCCACCCUCACCCACAUCCUCAUCCUAACACCUCAUCCAACCACCUCUAUGGCCUCGGAGGUUCACCUCCUGCUGAUCCCUCCUCCUUCUACAGGGACGUGCCAGCCAAUGACAUCCGCAGUCCCAAAUAUGACCCGCCCACAGAAGAUGACUAUUGGGGGGGCUAUGGCAAUGAGGAAGGAGGACAGCUGAAGAAAGGGUGCCCAGGACCUGGCUGUUCUUCACUGGACACCGGAGGAGCAAUCAGGAUUGACGUCAUGCCACUUGCCCUCCCCUGCUUACUGAUGUUAUGGGAACUUCUUUGGUUUUGACAAUGGCAGGUGGCUGGUCUGCUUUGGGAACUGUGGGAGAUCCAAGCCAGGAUGGAUUUUCCCCACCAAGCACUGAGUUGAGGCCAAAGUGAUUCACCUUCUCUCUGCUGUGGGGUGAAGGGAGACUAGGUCCAUUGCUGCUACUUUCCUGGCCAAUUAUGAGACUUGACACUGGGACCACUUUCUGGGUGGUAUCUGACACAUUUUCAUGAACAUAUGGCAAGGGCUCCCCUUUCUAAUUUUUAUUUUUGGGGGGUGGGGGUGUUGCAUAACUCUUCUACUACAGAUGUCCCCUAAAUGCUAUUGCUUACUGCAUCCAUAUGGGAGUUUCUCUGUUGUCUGCCUCCUGAAGAAAGCAAAGAUCUCUUCUGUGCAUGUUAUGAUGCUAUGGAAGGAGUGGGGACCUGUUUUCUGAACCUCAUUCUUUCUGCAGUUUCCUAACAUGCACACAAGUGCCUGUGUUGUUUAAUGGGAUAGUAUCCUUCAGCUGAGAAGAAAUGAAACAUUGUUCUCUUGUAGAGCUAGAGAAUACUAUAAGAAUCCUGGGUCUCUCCUCUCUUACAACCCAUUAUCGAGUCUGUGUGUUAUUUUUUAGUUUUGUAGAAACCCCAAGGGACCAAUUCAUAUGAUCAGCUGAUGUGAUGGUAACCCUGUUCAAAGUGCCACCUGUGGAGCUAGUUUUUGCUGGCAGUGAGAGUGUGUCUACUGGAUCAGGUCAACAUUUCCAUCUAUCCAAGUCUGAAGGUGGUGGAAUCUGCUUCAUUAAAUGUUUUUAAACAGAGUCUGGAAGGCCAGAUAUCAAAAAUGGUGCAGCAGCAGAUCUCCUGGAUUGAGUUGGACGUAAUCACCUUUAAGGCUUCUUUUAAUGCUAAUUAAUCUUUUCAUUAGCAAAAGAUGGUAAACAAGAUCAUGUGAAUUGGACCUUAGUCAUAACAAAUUAUCAGCUUUGUGAGUUUGUCUUUUCCUCUAGUGCCUCCAUGACCCUCCCCCCUUUAUUUUUUUAACAAAAAAAGGCAGUAUAGUUGGCUGGAGAACAAUUAAACUGUUUCAGUAUAGCUUGGUGAGCUUGGUCACUUGAGGAAAUGAGUAACAGAAAGCAUGGAGCAAAUAACAUGAGGGAAAAGGUUCCUUAGAAAACCCAUAAUGGGAAGCAGAAAGCUAACUUGAGAUGGUUAGCUUCUCCAUUCAGAGGUAUGUGUUCUUCUUUGACAUGUUCUUGCUCCUAACUCAAUCUUCCAUCUUUUGAAUGUUGAAAGAAAUUGAUGCAUUGAUGCUUAUUCAGAAUGCUAUAUUUUGCAACUGGUUUUACUGGGAUUGAAGCUGUGUAAUCACACAAUAUAUAAAACUUGGGUUUAUCACAGAGCCUACACUUGAUAGAGCAAUACAAUCAAUCUUGACUCCCUAACAUAUAUCACUGAAAUACAAGAGUUUUACACAGUCACCAGUGAAAGUUGGUGACUCGCACAUCAUGAAUUUCAACAGAAAAAAAUGCAGGGUGCUACACUUAGGCAGAAAAAUUAAAUACAGAGAUAUAGGGUGGGUGACAUCUGCCUUGACCAUCUGCCUUGGAUCUAGGAGUUGUAGUAGGUCACAAACCAAGCAUGAGUUAACUGUAGUUGGCAGCUAAAAAUCCAUUGCGAUUCAGAAAUAGAAGUAUCGUAUCAAGAUCAAGGGAAGUGACAGUAUAAUUCUAUUCUGUCUUGGUUACACCUCAGCUGGAAUACCGCAUCCAGUUUGAGCACCACAAUUCUAGAAGGCUAUUGAAAAAUUGUAACCAAAAUGAUCAAAGGUCUGGAAACCAAGCCCUGUGAGGAGUGACUUAGGAGGCUGGAUAUAUUUAGCUUAAAGAAGCAAACUUCAAGAAGUGACAUGAAAGCCUUUUUGAAAUAUUUUGAAGACUGUCAUAUUGAGGAGGGAGCAUGCUUGUUGGUGGAGUCUCCUUCUCUGAAGGAUUUUAAACAGGGACCAGAUGACCAACUACUGGGGGUGGUUUGAUUGUGUGGUCUUCCAACUCUUAUGAUUCUGUGCUAUCAGUGGAGUGGUGAAACUAGGUUUUCAUCUAGUGUUUAAGGGAGCUCUCCAACAUGCGAAAUUCCAGUUUAGAACUUUGGAGAACUCUUUUAAAGCCAGCCAAACCUUUCUUACCACCCCAAUGACCUGGGAGUCAUGAGCCAUAUAUUUUCUCCCCCCCCCCCCCCACUUUUUUUUUUGAUUAUGUUUUCCAUGUAAAGGUGCAAACCCAUUUGGCUGAAAUUUGUGAAAAAUAGACUCAAGUGAACAGGUGCGAAAGUUUCAUAGCCAAUAUAGUUGCAUAUAUAAUUGUUUUUUUAAGCUUAGAUUUUAUGUGGCAUACUUUUGUCUUGCUAGCCUUCAAUAUAAUUUCUUAACUAUAUUCAUGUGCUGCCUUUCAACCAAAUGUUCGCAAAAUGGUCGACACUGUACAAUUGGACAACAAUUAAACAUUGGAAUUUCAGUGAUCUUGCUGUGCUCGAAUCUGACCUGUCCUGUGUCCAGGACUUUUCUUGAAGGCCUUAUUUCAUGGAGAUGGUCCCAACAAAAUCUACAUUCAGAAUUCCUGACGGGGUGGGCUUUUGGAGAGGCAAUAGUGGGGAGAAAUUACAGAAACAUAACAUUUUUUGUUGCUAUUGUAGCCUGGGUAGACUCCACAGUAGUCAUGAGGAAAACGUUUUGACAAGCAUCAAGGCAGGAUGGUAGUGUCUGUAUGGAGAGUAGGAGCUGUAUAAGGUCAAGCUGGAGAAUAACAAUUAGGAGGAAAUCUACCAGGGUGGCCUAUCAGAUCUCAAAAUCAAACCAGAUGUCACCUCUGGUGAAAAGAGCUUUAGUGUGGAAAAUGUAACUAGACUGUGAUGUGUAUAUUAGUCUUUGUACUGCUACAGGUCACAAAGAUUUACAUCGUAUUUAGUCCUGACAAGAGUAGACACACUGAGUCUAUCAGAUUUCUCUGUUUUGCCUCACCAUUCAGCAGUUGAUUUAAUGAGGCUGCUCUGGUUAGUGAGAUCUAUAGGAUGCCAGGCAAAGUCUCAUUAACAGCAAAGUCAACAAGCCCUCCUUCCACCAUAACAGUGGGUGAAGCAAACUAUAAGAAAGUGAUGGGGAGGAUCUUCCAAGGCAGGGAAAGACAGAUGGUUGUGAGCUGUAGCUUCCAUAAAAUCUAGUUAGCAUAGCCAGGGGUUACAGAUUAGGAGUUGCACCUCAGCAAUUUUGGGGAGACACGUUGCUUAUUGUUAAUUCUACAGGAGUAAUUAAUUGGAAGUGGGGUUUUUUUUUCAGAACAAUGCAGGUAUUAUUUCUGGUCACCUGGAAGAUGCCCUUCUCAAGGGCAGAAGAAGGAUCUCUGCUAGUUGAUGACUGGGCAUGUGAUGAUGCCAGUAUUUACUAGUAUUUCCUUCCUAAGUCCUUGUUUCCUCUUGUUCAAAGCACAUGCUUGCGUCUUACAUACCCAAAUAUUUACACAGGCUGGCUAUUCCCAUUCUAAAGAAAAUAAUAUGUAAUUGAUAAUUCAAUUGGAUUGAACAUUGUUCUCAAAGUGGCAUAUGAAAUUGAGGAUGUUCUGCAUAGGCUUUUCCUACAAAGAUAUAUUUUUGUGGAUGGUUGGGUGGAGAUUUUGCUGCUUUAUCCCUCUGAUUAUUUGCCAAAAAUGUCAUAUUUUGGUACAAAAUAUACAAAAAAUCGCAUCCUUCUCCCCUCCUCAUCAUAUUUAGCAACAGCAGGAAAUCGCAAAUCUGAAAGUAUUAUGUUCCUUGGUAUCAUUUGAUUGUUGUUUUUCCAUUUUCAAACUGAGCCGCAAGUAUGUUUUGUAAAGAUAGGAAAGAUCCCUGAGCUUUCUAAAAUAAAAUUCAAUAGAGCCCUGG
This is a messenger RNA of Anolis carolinensis (green anole), 5667 nucleotides long. It is a transcript of the gene rtn4rl2, whose product is annotated as reticulon 4 receptor like 2. The transcript is spliced from 3 exons. The coding region runs from base 464 to 1795 and encodes 443 amino acids. The record is from RefSeq and is a predicted model, not a curated record. Lineage: Eukaryota; Metazoa; Chordata; Lepidosauria; Squamata; Anolidae. Gene Ontology annotation, molecular function: protein binding. Gene Ontology annotation, cellular component: extracellular matrix.